Drosophila kikkawai is the source of this 4499-nucleotide messenger RNA. RefSeq lists its product as uncharacterized. The record is from RefSeq and is a predicted model, not a curated record. NCBI's taxonomy places the organism in Eukaryota, Metazoa, Arthropoda, Insecta, Diptera, Drosophilidae.
GAAAGUGAGCAGUGCGACAAAACUAAAAGUCAUUAAAGAGCCAGCGAAUAAUUCAGGGAAUUCCCCAUUAAACGAGUGGCGGCAAGUGCAGGUGGAAUCCAAUCGAGUUGGCCGGAUAUUGUCGCAAAUUAAAACCUUCAUAAAUUGGCGUGGCUGCGAAAAUCGCUGCCUACUCGAGGUGGCGCCCCAUUUAGAGGCGCAUUGUGAAUGCAGCCUUUCACCGAGAAGUGGCGACAUGAAAAAGUACAAGUGUGCAUUCUAAGAAUAACAAACAACUCGAGUGAGAUAAAACCAGCAGCUGCGGUACGGGUAUAAAGUGCUAACGUAAACACAGCCGGGGAAGGAGCGUAAACAAACAUCGGAGCAGCCCGAAAGAGCGGUGAAGGUUGUCCCGCCGAGUCCCUGCGGCUCUGUGUGAGUGUGUGUGUGUGUGAGUGAUCCAAGUUCUAAAAUCCAAAAGGAGCCAAGAGCGAAAAAGCAAAGAAAUGUGCAAGUAAUGUGCAGCCAGGAAAGUGCAAUGCCAUCCAUAAAAUCCGCCGAAAGUGAGACUCUGCCCGGGAUUAUUAGGAGCGACAGCAUGACAAACGGCAGCUCCUUGAGGUCCUGUCUGCUGGUGGCCACCGUUUUGGGAUUACUCUGCGGGAGCGAGGCCUUGCCUUUUGAGUAUAUAGACGAGCACGACGACUUCGCCUACGACCUGGACACCGCGCAGUCCCAGGCCAAGUACGACGCCCGCCUGCUCUCGCAGCAGAUGCUCAGCGAGGCGGAGCUGCAGCGCCAGCGGGCGGACGAGGAGCAGGAUAACGGCUUGGAGUCCGGCUCGCCACGAGCUCAGGGGAUUGGCGUGGCUUCUGCCGCGGAUGGCGCGGACGGAAGCCCCACGGAGGAGGACUUGGAGCCGCACAGCCGGGCAGCAGCUUGCUUCACCAACGGACACAAGUACACACACGGCCAGAAGGUGCCCCGACUGGAUGCCUGCGAGGUGUGCCUCUGCAUGGACGGCGAGAUCUUCUGCUGGUGGGAAAAAUGCGAUAAGGCCAAUGUAAACAAGGCGAAGGCAGUGGCGUCAGGAAGUGGUGUUGGCCAGGACGAAGUCGUCGCUGGCAAUGGCGAUGGUAAUGUCGGUGGCGAGGGUGAGGGUGACUAUUCAGAUCCAUAUCGCUACGAAAGCACAACGGGAAAGUCAACAAAAGUGCAUAAAGCGGCUAGGAAAGUUGGCAAGCGGCAUAAGCAUCGCAAGAAUCAAAAGAAUUUUAAUGACUACGAAGUUUACCACAGCCACAGGCAGAAGCAGCCGGAUUAUAAAAAGUCUGCCGUAAAGCAACAGCUCCAGCAGAAGCAGAAGCACCAGAGUGACGGCGGUGGUAACUACAAUAUAAUCAAGCAACACAAACACGAGCAACAGCACAAGUUGCCGGCGCAGCAGGAGCAGGGGAGUGCCGCCGCCUUGGCUGUUAAUCAGGCGGCAAAGGCAACGCAUUAUCAGCCACCAGCUACGUCCCCGCCCCCGCAUCAGCACGAGCAUGAGCAUCAGCAGCAACACCAUCCCCACCAGGCCCAGCAUUCGUCCAGCAAAAUCCUGAAUUUCCCCGAAAACUUGCCAUCCCUGCUUUACUACGACUACAAGACCGAGGAGCACGAGCAUCACCAGCACCAACAUCACCAGCAGCACUUGCUCCACGAGAAGCAGCGACUCUUGCAGCAGCAACAAGAGGCGUUGGCGCGACAAAAGGCGCCAGUGGUAGCUGAAGUCGGACCAGGGCCCGCAGCAGAGUCAGGCACCAACUUGGGCACCGAUAAAAACCCUGAUGAGGCGGAAACAGACAGCGAUAUUCUGCCGGAGCCGCCAACAAAGCGGCCAAAGGCAGCUCCCACACAAUGGUCGGCGCAGGCGUUGAUGACAACCCGGGCAGAAGCAGCAGGCGGACCAGCGGCAGCCACGUCUGCGACAACGACAACUACAGCAGCAGCAGCAGCAGCAGCACAAACACCAUCAGCAACAACAGCGACAACGAAGGCAGCGACAAGAACAAAUGAAAUGGUGACAAGCACGUUGUCUAGUGCCACAGUAGCAGCCACAAAUCUGCAACAUGAUCGCCGUGGACAUGACGCGGAGGAGGUCGACGACGCGUUCCACCGAUGGCUGACGUCCACAGAGCUGAACGCUGACAACACAAACUCGCCCGACGACAACUCGGAGCAGGAAACGCCAGCGUCGACAAUAAUCGAUGAUGUUGGCACGGCCAACAGGAGCGAGGAGAGGGGCGGCCUGGCCAAAGACAAUGGCGGCGAUGCCGUCUUCUUUCGCAGCUCGUACAACGAUUACAGCAGCGAAUUCAAUGGGAGCGUUGUCAAUAUUGACAUUACACUAACUGCAGUUGAUGUGCAUCCCCAUCGCCAAACGGAUUUAAUUGCAAAUGGCAACAGAACGUCAGGCGUUAACGACAAUGGCAGCAGCAUCAGCAGCAGCAGCAGCAAUGGAACAGCAGGGACAACAAUGGACCCAGAGGCAGCCAGCAGCAGGAGCGGCAGUGUCGACAAUCAGGAUCAGCCCGGGCAAAGCACUGCUGUUCCGCCGUUCACCCUGACAACGAUUAUAACAACAACGCCGCCGGCACCAGGGCGUAUGUGCAAUGUUUUGGGCAAACUGUAUAAAAUUGGCGACAUUCUGCCACAGGAUACGGGCAACUGUCUGCAAUGCAUUUGCACGGAUGCCGUGACACCCGACGAGAUGCCGAGUGUCACCUGCAGUCCGCACAAUUGCCCGCCGCUGGUGCUGCCGGAUCUGUUCGACGCGACUGGCUACUGAGGUUACGGGUUGGUGCUGUAAGUUGCCCAGGACCCAGGACGCAGGAGCCAGGACCCAGGACCCUAACCAGGACCCUGCGGGUGCUUGGGCGGCAGGUGUUGGAAUUUUUAAAUGGAUCGAAUCGUGAUUUAAGCCCGCAACCGAAACCACAACUACAGCCAGCCGCAGGAUACGGGGCAGGAAAGCAGUCACUCACUCGCACAGUCCUCACUCCCAUAUUGCGUGUCAAGGUCUCAACUAACUCAGCAUAAUCGUAUGGAUUUCAGUGUAAAGCCCUCCCUAUCACGAGUGCCGCGAGCACUCUCUAAAACGAAUACCUAUCAGCAAGCAUAUACUAUACUCGUAUUGGACUAUAUAUACACAUAUAUUGAUCAGAUCAGACCAGACCAGAGCGGGGAGCAGGGCGGCGGAAGGGGCGCAGUCUAGGUUUUAAUGCAUUUUAUAAGAACGCGAGGUCAUCUCUCUCCCCGAUCGAGUACCGACAAGAAACAAUUGAAUGUAUACAGCAGUAGAAAUUUUAAAGAAUUUAUAGAUGUACCACAACAGAAACAUAUAUAUAUAUACAUACAUGCAUAUAUCUACCGAUGUCUAUACCUAUUUGUGUAUUGAAUUCAGUUCAGGAACCGUUCACAAAUUAUUUCCCGACUGAGACAAAGGCAGGCUUUCAAUAUAUCCAACAAAGGGAGAAAUCGAAGCGGAAAAAAAACACUUAUACAAGAAUAGGCGACUAAAUCUAUAGCGAAAAAAACUGAAAAAACUGAACAAUGACAAAUAAUGAACAAACGUGUGUAAUAUUUUAAUUUGUAUAUUAAAAGCAAACAACUUAUUCCUGAUUUGCAUGCAAAUACCAUUAUUGUUUCGCGCUUCUUUUAGACAUUUAAAAAUACAUACGUAAUCUACGGAAGCGAUACCAGGACAUUAUGCGAUGUAUAUGGAAGUUGUUUUAACAAAGCUGAACUUGGCAAAGAAAGACACCAUAUCGAGUAGUAAUAACAUUUUAAGCGUAAACCCUAAUUAUACCUAAAUAUAUAUACUUAGAAACUGUCGUAUAUAGAUUCAGUGAAUUUCAAAUUUACAGCGAUUCCCCCUGAAAUUGUAUUCCCUUGGUUUCUAGUGGCAAAGACAGCAUUUAUUUCAAAGCAAGUUUAGGCGUGAUAAACAUUAAUUCAUUCGGAAAGGGUUAAGUUAAGUCAAAAAGUAUAUACUUCAAAAGUAGAAAACAAUUCUGAUUGUAAGGAAAAUCAAAGAGAAAUUCGAACCAGUUUCCAUUAACUGCAGACGGGGUUGAAUAGAACUAUAUAGACAUAUGGAAAUUGGAAAUCAAAAUGCAAAAUAUACGUACACACACAUAUAUAGUAUAUAUAUACCGGAAGAACACAAAGCAUACAAUAUAAAUAUUUAAUAUUGAUGUUCCACAAGAGCAAACAGAGGAGCAGCAAAUAAAUAAAAAAUAAUAAAAGAAUACAUGAAAGAAAUAGAACAAUUUCAUCUUGGUCGAGGCGUAUUAAAAAUGUAUACAAAAGUCUAUAAUAUGCGUAUAUAUGUAUGUGUAAAAUAAAUGUAACUACAACUCUCAACUAAUCCCACACUCACACGCAGAGCCACUAGCAUCGCUGUGUGUUUAAAUGGAAUUUGUGUUUUGAAUCAAAUUGAAAUCAAAUUGACAUGAAUAAACCGAAACACAACUAAA